Molecule: messenger RNA, 1943 nt
Organism: Sodiomyces alkalinus F11
Lineage: Eukaryota; Fungi; Ascomycota; Sordariomycetes; Glomerellales; Plectosphaerellaceae
Product: HAD-superfamily hydrolase
Exons: 2
Coding region: 275-1603 (442 amino acids)
Biological process (GO): glycerophospholipid biosynthetic process
Cellular component (GO): mitochondrion
Source: RefSeq, a predicted model, not a curated record
CAUACGAGCCGCAUUUCUGCAACCUACUGCCCUCGAAGUCUUCCCUAGAUAUGAGACGAAAGAAAUGUCGAUAAAGAAAUCCCAGCAACAUACCCACUUCAAUGUUCAAGGCCAAGGUCAAGGUCAAGCUCUAUUGUCCUGAACAACAGCCAUUGUUCGACCUUGAACAUCACGAUCGAUUCUGCUUGCUCUACGAACACUCAGCGUAGACGGCGUCGUCCUUCCACUGGACCAGGAGAUACAAAUAGGCCAUCGUCCUUUCUAGUCUCCAUCGAUGUCUACUCCUGAGUCCUACACAAAUAACGAACAGAAAUCACAACCGAGAUCUAGUCUUCAUCAACAUCCACUCCUCACCUGUAGCUCUCCUGGCGACGAGCACCCUUCCAAAUACUAUCAACUUCUCACCACUUUGCUUCUCAUUACUGGGCAUCUGUUGUUCCAGUCACCUAUUAUCCGGCCUUGGCUCUUCAUCAACAUGGCUCACAUCAACAUGGCUCACAUCAACGGGGAUAAGCCCAAAUACCCUGUGGCCUUUGCCUUCGACAUUGAUGGUGUUCUCGUCAAGGGAAAGACGGCUCUUCCGGGGGCGAAGAAAACCAUCGAGCUCCUCCAACACCUCAACGUUCCCUUCAUCUUCUUGACGAACGGCGGGGGUCACAAUGAGGCCGAGCACGAGAAAAGGAUCGCAGCUCGUCUGGGGUUGGCGUCUCUCCGCCAUGGCCAGCUGGUCCAAUCUCACAGUCCGUACCACGACUUGGUAACGAAUUAUCGCGACGAAACCGUGCUCGUCCUGGGGGGCCACGGAGACCAAAUCCGCAACCUCGCACAUGACUACGGCUUCCGGAAAGUCGUCACCUCUUCCGAUGUUGUGGCAAAAGACGAACAUAUCCACCCAUUCCCCGAAAUGACGGGGGCCCACCAUGCGCUUCACGGCCGCAGCGCAGUCCCGGGAGACGGAGAAAGCCCGGACGACACUCGCAUCGCCGCCAUUCUCGUCUGGAGCAGUCCGCGAGACUGGUGCCUCGAUCUCCAGCUCGUAUGCGACUUGCUGCUCUCGUCCCGAGGCGUCCUGGGCACCCGGUCCCCGCGCAACGGGGACGCCUCGCUCCCGAACCACGGCUUCCAGCGAGAUGAGCAACCGGUGUUGUAUUUCUGCAACCCCGACUUUGAGUGGGCCACGGAGCACCGCCAGCCGCGGUUCGCGCAGGGCGCCUUCCGAGAGGCGCUGAAGGGUAUCUGGAGACAUGCCACGGCGGGGAAGGCCGAGUUGGAGUACUCGGUUGUCGGGAAGCCGACGGAGACCACGUAUGUCUAUGCCGAGAAGGUGCUGCGUGGUCUGACUCUUUCGCCGGGGGAGAUUGGUACGGUUUACAUGGUGGGAGAUAACCCGGCGAGCGAUAUAGUUGGCGCGAAUUCGUUCCGAUCGAAAUACGGAUCGGUGUGGAAGAGCGUUCUUGUUGAGACGGGGGUGUUUGUCCCAGGAUCUUUCCCGGCGCAUACUCCUACUAAGAUCGCACGAGAUGUGGCACAUGCGGUGACAUGGGCGCUGGCUGAAGAGGGGAUACUCCACCGACAAGAGAAAGGGGAGACGAAGGAGGAGUAGAACUAGUAAGUAAAUGUAGUGUAGUACUACUAUUGCAAUAUACUCUGAGAAGUUAUUAACCAGUCCGGUUCAUUUGGUGGGAGCGCUGCGGUAGUGCGUGCUGCUACUGCGACUGGAGUCUGGACCUAGAACCGCGGCAUAUGCACAGGAAAGUGGUAUGUCUCGAGAUUCGCAUCCCCCGCUAACCCAAAAGGCAGCGGCCCUUCACAUUCAGUAUCUGGGCUGGGCAGCGUGCCGUUUUGGAAAUAGGCCCUGAUAUACCCGUUUGUACAAUCUGACGGCGCCGAAAGGGAGGUAUGCUGGAAGUCCGCUGUCAGUUUUCUUAAGUUCCACCCGUGUU